This is a messenger RNA of Myotis myotis, 8733 nucleotides long. It is a transcript of the gene RPRD2, whose product is annotated as regulation of nuclear pre-mRNA domain containing 2. The transcript has 11 exons. Gene Ontology annotation, biological process: mRNA 3'-end processing. The coding region runs from base 540 to 4922 and encodes 1460 amino acids. Gene Ontology annotation, cellular component: RNA polymerase II, holoenzyme. Lineage: Eukaryota; Metazoa; Chordata; Mammalia; Chiroptera; Vespertilionidae. Gene Ontology annotation, molecular function: RNA polymerase II C-terminal domain binding. The record is from RefSeq and is a predicted model, not a curated record.
CCCUGGCUAUUGCGUUGCAAAAAAAAUCCUGACUAGCCAUCCUUGGGCCUUUUCUGUACUAGAGGAUCUAAAGGAGAAAGAUUUCUGCUACCGAAGGGGCAGUCGGGUAGUAUUACAUUUCAGAUAUUAACGCCCGCCCUCAUAGGAGCGUGGGGAUAGGCGUGGGGAAGGGCCUCCGCGUAGAGAGCCGGAGUAGAAAACCAUUGAUUUGGGGGGCCAGGCGUUUGGAAAGGCUUUGCAAGGACCUGCCUUCCGCGUACUUCUUCCUUGGUUACUGACUGGUUUAAACACAACCCCUUGAGCAAUUCUGAUAAACCUUCGCGACCCACAGCCCCUCCUCGAAGCGUGUAGGAGCCGCCAGCGUGCCCAGCAGCUGGUCCGCCCGUCCCGCCGCCAGAAGAGCCCAGCGCGUGCACCAUCCCCUCCCCCUGGCCUCCCUCCCCACCUCCGGCCUCCACGCACUCGCAGUGAUUGUUUUGCUCGCUCCCGCCGCCGCCGCCGCCGCCAGAGGAGCAGCAGCGCUUGUGCAAACCGGGAAGAUGGCGGCCGGCGGCGGCGGAGGCAGCAGUAAGGCCUCCUCCUCGUCGGCCUCUUCGGCAGGGGCUCUGGAGUCCUCGUUGGAUCGAAAGUUCCAGUCGGUAACCAACACCAUGGAAUCUAUUCAAGGCCUGUCGUCUUGGUGUAUAGAGAACAAGAAACACCACACCACUAUCGUCUACCAUUGGAUGAAGUGGCUCCGGAGAUCUGCCUAUCCCCACCGUUUGAAUCUCUUUUACCUUGCCAAUGAUGUCAUCCAGAAUUGUAAAAGGAAAAACGCAAUCAUAUUCCGUGAAUCAUUUGCUGAUGUACUUCCUGAAGCAGCUGCUCUAGUGAAGGAUCCAUCUGUCUCUAAAUCUGUAGAACGAAUCUUUAAAAUCUGGGAGGACAGAAAUGUUUACCCAGAAGAAAUGAUUAUGGCAUUAAGAGAAGCUUUGAGUACCACUUUCAAAACUCAGAAGCAGCUGAAAGAAAAUCUGAACAAACAACCGAAUAAGCAGUGGAAGAAAUCACAAACAUCCACGAAUCCAAAAGCUGCUCUCAAAUCUAAGAUAGUUGCUGAAUUUCGAUCUCAGGCCCUCAUUGAAGAGCUGUUGCUGUACAAGCGCUCAGAAGAUCAGAUAGAAUUGAAGGAGAAACAGCUGUCAACUAUGCGGGUGGAUGUGUGUAGCACAGAAACUCUCAAAUGCUUAAAAGAUAAGACCGGUGGGAAGAAGUUCUCCAAAGAAUUUGAGGAGGCAAGCGCCAAGCUGGAGGAAUUUGUGAAUGGAUUAGAUAAGCAGGUGAAAAAUGGGCCCUCACUAACAGAAGCACUGGAAAAUGCUGGAAUUUUCUAUGAAGCACAAUACAAAGAAGUAAAAGUGGUGGCCAAUGCAUACAAAACCUUUGCUAAUCGAGUGAACAAUUUAAAGAAAAAGCUGGAUCAAUUGAAAUCAACCCUUCCUGAUCCAGAAGAAUCACCAGUUCCUUCCCCAAGUAUGGAUGCCCCCUCCCCGACUGGUUCUGAGUCUCCUUUUCAAGGAAUGGGAGGUGAGGAAUCCCAGUCACCAACUGUGGAGAGUGAGAAAUCUGCCACACCUGAGCCUGCAACAGAUAAUCGUGAUGUGGAAGACAUGGAACUCUCAGAUGUAGAAGAUGAUGGGUCAAAAAUUAUUGUAGAGGACAGGAAGGAAAAACCUGUGGAGAAGCCAGCUGUAUCUACUUCUGUUCCUGCAAAGCCAACAGAAAGUAUCUCCAAGGCCUCUUCAUGUGCCCCAGUGCCUGUGACCAUGACAGCAACCUCGCCUCUUCCAAAACCUGUGAAUACUUCCCUUCUGUCCCCGUCUCCAGCAUUGGCUUUGCCAAACCUGGCUAAUGUGGAUCUGGCAAAGAUCAGUUCCAUCCUCAGUAGCCUAACAUCAGUCAUGAAAAAUACAGGGGUCAGUCCUGCAUCAAGACCGUCUCCAGGAACGCCUACAAGCCCUGGCAACCUCUCCAGUGGCCUGAAAACACCUGCACCUGCCCCGACAGCAUCUCACAACCCUCUGGCCAAUAUCCUCUCAAAAGUGGACAUCACCCCAGAGAGCAUUCUGUCUGCUCUUUCCAAAACCCAGACCCAGUCAGCCCCUACCCUGCAAGGCCUGUCGUCUUUACUUCAGAGCGUUACUGGGAACCCAGCUCCAGCCAGUGAAACUGCAUCCCAGAGCACUUCAGCUUCCCCUGCCAACACCACUACAGUCUCUAACAUAAAAGGAAGAAAUCUACCCUCCAGUACCCAAUCCUUUAUUCCCAAAAGCUUCAACUAUUCUCCUAAUUCAUCGACAUCUGAAGUCUCUUCAACUUCAGUCAGCAAGGCCUCAAUUGGGCAAAGCCCAGGGCUUCCAAGCACUACGUUCAAGCUGCCAUCCACCUCUCUGGGGUUUACAGGCACCCACAAUACUAGCCCUGCUGCCCCACCUCCUGAAGUUGCCAUGUGCCAAUCUUCAGAGAGCUCCAAGCCAAAGCUGGAGUCCGAGUCCACCUCCCCAAGCCUGGAAAUGAAAAUCCAUAACUUCUUAAAAGGUAAUCCUGGUUUCAGUGGCUUAAACUUAAACAUCCCAAUCCUGAGCAGUUUGGGGUCCAGUGCCCCAGCAGAAAGCCAUCCCUCAGACUUCCAGCGUGGCCCUACUAGCACUUCAGUUGACAACAUUGAUGGAACCCCUGUGCGGGAUGAACGCAGUGGGACGCCCACCCAGGAUGAGAUGAUGGACAAGCCCACAUCCAGCAGUGUAGAUACCAUGUCCUUGCUUUCUAAGAUCAUUAGCCCUGGUUCUUCAACACCCAGCAGUACAAGAUCACCACCCCCCGGGCGAGAGGAAAGCUACCCCAGGGAGCUCUCCAAUUCUGUACCUACAUUUCGACCCUUUGGCCUGGUCAGUGAAUCAUCCUAUAAGCAGCCUUCUGAUGGAAUGGAGAGACCAUCUUCCCUGAUGGACUCUUCACAGGAGAAGUUCUAUCCAGAUACUUCUUUCCAGGAAGACGAGGAUUACCGAGAUUUUGAGUAUUCAGGGCCUCCACCCUCUGCCAUGAUGAACCUAGAGAAGAAACCAGCCAAGUCUAUCCUGAAAUCCAGCAAGCUCUCUGAGACCGACUACCAGCCAAUCCUGUCCAGUUACAGCCACAGGGCCCAAGAAUUUGGGGUAAAGUCUGCCUUCCCUCCAUCUGUAAGGGCCCUCCUGGACUCUAGUGAGAACUGUGACCUUCUCUCACCUUCCCCUGGGCUGUUUGGUGCCUUCAGCAUAAGAGGGAAUGAAUCUGGGUCUAACCGGUCACCGUCACCGAGUAAGAAUGAUUCAUUUUUCACCCCUGACUCCAACCACAAUAGCUUGUCUCAAUCUACCACUGGGCAUCUCACUUUGCCACAGAAGCAGUACCCAGACUCUCCUCACCCAGUCCCACAUCGUUCCCUUUUCUCUCCGCAGAAUACCCUUGCUGCUCCCACGGGCCAUCCACCCACAUCAGGCGUGGAGAAAGUCCUGGCCUCCACCAUUUCCACCACGUCGACGAUUGAGUUUAAGAAUAUGCUUAAAAACGCCUCACGAAAGCCCUCAGAUGAUAAGCAUUUUGUCCAGGCCCCCAGCAAGGGCACUUCAAAUGAAGGUGUCAGUCUCUCAAACCUCACCCAGCCCAGCUUGACCACCACUGAGCAGCAGCAGCAAGAAGAGCACUACCACCGCAUAGAAACGCGAGUCUCCUCCUCCUGCUUAGACUUGCCUGACAGCACUGAAGAAAAGGGGGCCCCUAUAGAAACCUUGGGUUACCACAAUGCAUCCAACAGGAGGAUGUCCGGGGAGCCCAUACAGACGGUAGAGUCCGUCCGAGUUCCUGGGAAGGGAAAUAGAGGACAUGGGCGUGAGGCUUCAAGGGUGGGUUGGUUUGAUCUGAGCACCUCAGGCAGCUCUUUUGACAAUGGCCCCUCAAGUGCCUCUGAGUUGGCAUCCCUUGGGGGUGGGGGCAGCGGAGGCCUCACUGGCUUUAAAGCAGCACCAUACAAGGAACGGGCACCCCAAUUUCAGGAAAGUGUCGGCAGCUUUCGUUCCAACAGUUUCAACUCAACAUUUGAGCAUCAUCUUCCCCCAUCCCCCUUGGAACAUGGGACACCUUUCCAAAGAGAGGCAGUGGGGCCGUCAUCUGCCCCGCCCGCCCCUCCUAAGGAUCGUGGUGGUGUCUUCUCUCGAGAAGCACCCGCUCAUCUACCCUCUGUGGAUCUUUCGAACCCCUUCACAAAGGAGGCCGCCCUGGCCCAUGCUGCCCCGCCCCCCACUCCUGGAGAGCACAGCGGAGUUCCUUUCCCCACCCCACCCCCUCCGGCCCCUGGGGAGCAUAGCAGCAGUGGUGGGAGUGGUGUCCCCUUUUCUACUCCACCCCCACCUCCCCCUGUUGACCACUCUGGGGUUGUACCCUUCCCAGCCCCACCACUGGCAGAGCACGGAGUGGCAGGAGCAGUGGCAGUAUUUCCCAAGGACCAUAGUUCUCUCCUUCAAGGGACCUUGGCUGAUCAUUUUGGGGUGCUCCCAGGACCCAGGGACCACGGGGGCCCCACCCAACGGGACCUCAACGGCCCUGGCCUUAGCCGUGUACGUGAGAGCCUGAGCCUACCCUCCCAUUCUCUGGAGCACCUGGGCCCGGCCCAUGGAGGAGGUGGGGGAGGCAGCAACAGCAGCGGUGGCCUCCCCUUGGGUCCCUCACACAGAGACAUCAUCAGCCGGAGUGGUAUGAUUUUGCGGAAUCCCCGGCCAGACUUUCGGCCUAGGGAGCCUUUUCUCGGCAGAGACCCUUUCCACAGUUUAAAGAGACCCAGGCCACCUUUUGUUAGGGGCCCUCCGUUCUUUGCACCAAAACGCCCAUUCUUCCCUCCCAGGUACUGAUGGAGACCAAGGGAAAGGCAUUUUGAACAGUCGAGAGAGCAUUGGAAGUAGGAGUUUGGUUUAUUGUUUGUUUUUCCUCCUUUAUUUUUCUAUGACCAAGGGCCUCCCUUCCAAAGUAAAAAGUCGUACAUAUAUGCUUACAUUUCACUAUUCCAUCCAGUCCUCCCUCCCACGGCACUUACCUACCUUCCCCGAGUUGUUUGUAUUUUAGGGGGUGGAGGGGAGCAGGCAAAGGAACACAACCAAAGCCACUUCCUUUGGCUGGGAUUUUGAGGGACGAGAAGAAAAACAAAUCUGCUAUUACCCCAUCUAUUGAAGAGUAUUACUGCGUUUGAAAUAAAACUUCCACCAGAACAGAUAAUAAUGUGCAAUGUUGGGAUGUUAUUUUGGGUUUGGCUUAUCAGUAGUCAAUGGAAGGGUUCCUGCCCCCUUCUCUCUGCAGCUACCCUAACUGCUGUAACCAGCUUGGCUUCCUUGUGGCUCUGUGCCCUGCUGACAGCCAAGAGAUGUUGCAAGGGAGGAAAUGCGGGAGAGCUCAGCGCUGUCAUGCUGUUCUGCUUUGUUUGUUUCGAAAGGCGUGUGGAAGCUGAGCUCUUUAUCUUUCUCCUCAAAUCUUAAUUUAACAACCACACAACAGGCAGCCUUUCCACAGCACUGUCAGGCCGCAACUGAGGAGAUGCUCUUCUGUCCUAGUAAACGUUUUUCCUUUGUUUUUGGAAUGGAAGAGAGCAGGCUGAAUAUAUUUUGAGGUUAAAAUACAGAGUAAUUACAAUAGAGAGUUAGGGGACUAUUAACAGUGUGAUGUGACCUGCCCAUCCUUCAUAAACGAGAGAGUGGAACCGUUUUUGAGAUCGUUCCGCUCCUCUGACACCCAGCUCUUCCUGCUUUUCUUUCUUGGCUUUCUCAGCUUCGCUCCUGCUGUGGCCAGAAAGUCGCUCCAGUUGACAGUUGUCACAGAGGUGGAACUGUACUAUUGUCCCUGUGUUUUUUUCAUGUAAGAAGUAGACAUUUUUUACCCUGGUGCCUCCCUAACGUAAGUGAUACUUGUUGGCAUAUUUCAGCAAAGGUUAACUACCAGGGAGAGGGGAUUGUCUUUAUCUUUCCUUUCCCCUUGCCGUGCUCCUGUAUUCACCCCAUUCUUGGUAUUUAUUUCAAAGAAGGUUCAACAGCAUCAUUCUUUAUAUUACACCUCUUCAGAUGUGUCCUAGUAACAAGUGAGUAUUACUAGACAUUUUUACAGAGGAAACUGGAGGACAUGAGAAAUCCAAAUUUACCCCACUCCACAGUAGCUGCCCAUCACAUAUCAAGGCUCAAGCCUUAUCCUCACUUUCCACUCCCAGUAGGAAAUAAAGGAUGUUUCUGCUCUUAGUCAUUUCACAUAGAAAGUUCUGCCUGAACUGAAAGGCUUCUUAUUUGUGUUUCUACAGAGAGUACUGGGGGAUAGACAAUCACAGCACUUUGAGUGUUUCUAUCUUUAUAUUUUAGGGACAUUGAAAAGCAAACGUUGCGUUACUAUUUGUUAUUUAGUGUCUUAUCCUAAGGUACACACACGGGUAAACUCCAGCUAGAUGAGUAAAACAAUAUGAGUGUGUUAGAGAAUCCUAGUAAGUUUCCUAUUUUCUUCCAGGUUAGUAUAGAACUACAGGAAGUGGGAUUGCUUUGGAUUCCUGCAGUGAAACCUCAAAGGUGGGGGAGAAGACAAUGUAGUGACAGAAGGUGAUGCUUUGUCUCAAACUUGCUUUUCAGAUAAAGAACAGCUUAAGCCAGGUGUGUCAUAGUUUGGGGGUUCUCUGUAACUUAUUCCAUGUUAUUUAUUUGGGCUCGAUAUGUGUCCUGUGGUUAGGGUGCUGCAAGUCAUUCAUCUCCCUAAUGCAUUUCUGGUCCUAGGCCAACUAACUGUUCUUUCUUCCUUUGACCCUCUCAAGCCUCUCUGCCCUGUGGCUCUCCCACACCAAAAAUGCAUGAUACCAUGACCUUGUGUGUGGGAUGGGGUAUAUAGAGUAGCAAAGCAAAGAAACAGUAUAGUUACAUUGAGUCCUCAGACAUUUGUUUAGGAAAACGUAUAAGUAGGGCAGUGAGGGUGGGGAGGGGGAGUUCUAUUUGACUCAACUUAAAAAUUAUUUUUUUUUUUUUUUUUGCAGAAAUUAAGGGGGAUGUUUUUCAUUCUAGAAUAAAAGAAUGUGAAUUCUUUCUGCUGCUCUUGUUUAAGCUAAAAGUAGUGUUUACUUGAAAAGGCUCUCUGACCAUUUGGUUUUAUAAGAAAAUAUGGGGAUGUCAGGAAAGUGGCCUCCUGAAUGUUGUUGGGGCAGAGAAAUUGUCCUCAAAAGUAUGAUGGCUAAUACAUGAAAGGAAGACCGUGUACAGUUUUAAAGAUGGACUUUUAAGGGCUGGCUUUCUUUUGUGGGCUGUUUUGUUUUUAAGCCACAGAAUCCUCCAAGCGCUUGUUUAGGAUGGAAGUGAGGAUUUGUGUGACUUUGAGGUGUUCACUUUAAGGAACUCUUGUCUACAGCAGUAAAUGAAGACAACAAUGUACAUAUGUGAUAUAGUGAAACAAAAGACAAUUCUGGUAUUCAUAACAUGAAACAGGGGUUUUAUUCUUUCUGUGUCUGUGAUUUAAAACUCCGUGCCCAUGCUCUGACUUUUGUAUUUCAACCUGAGUUUAAAAAAAUAAACAAGAUAUUUUUUAAAGAAAGCAUAACAUAGUGUGUCUUGGAAAGGACAUGAUUCACAGGAAAGCAGAAUAUGCGAAGUUGUUACUAAGGUCUUUGGUGCUCACUGUAAAAUCACAGACAGAGAAUUAGUGGGGAUUGUGAAUACACUGGUACCACCUAAAACUCUGAUACAGCGUCAGAAAUGAGAGUCCUUAAGUAGUUUGUAAGUUUACUCUUCAGUGAGCUUAGAGGGAAGCUCUCCCUGCUUCUGCCCUCCCAAAUGUUGAGAGUAAGUAGAAUUCGGUUUGAUUCCAGGGAGGGUAAAAUGAUCAGAGAGUAGGACUUUUAUCCUUUCCAAUCCCAGAGAUACAAUGUUUGUGAUAUAUAUGGUACAGCAAACCUAUCUAGAUAAUGUGAAUAUGCUAGACUUCCUAAUUGCAGAAUAUUCACUAUUUCCUGAAAUUACUGGUUCAUGCAGAAUUAAGCUUCAGCUGUUAUUGUUUUGAAGCCGCUGUAAAUUACUGCUUUCCCCCCUUUUUCCUCCCCUCCCCUUUUUUGAAUGGGCGGGGGUGCCUGUUAAAAUUAGAGAUGUUCUAUGAUAUUCUCACGUGUUCAGUGUGGAAAACAAAACAAGUACAUGCUUUAGAGGCAACAACAUUGAAAUCCUUUUGAAAUGUGUAUUAUCACUUAAUAAAAUAACUAGUUCUCAAGGUUUGACAUUUUUCUUUGAGAUUUGGGGCUUCAGCCAAGGGCCUCUGGCUUCUCUGGUGAGUGCAAAGAGUAGGAAACUUCUCCAGGAGCUGAAACUGCUGCUUUGUGGCGAAGGCCUGUCCUUGGAAUAUCGACAUUUUCUCCAGCACAGACCCUACAUGACUGUCCAGGGCUGAAGGUGAAACCAACUACAGAAUGCAAAAAGAAAAGCCUGGAUACAUCUCUGAAGAUAUGAUUGGAUUGGCUUUGGUCUAAGAGUGUGUGGGGAAAGGAUGGUUGGUGUGCCUGCACACUUCGGAGGCUCACACAGAUACCGCAGACCACCCAUCUCGUCCCUUCCUGUGACCAUGUGCACCUUCCUCUUCCAGCCAUUCCUUUCUUUUUUUAAGUCUGUUUGUCUCCAAUAUUACGUUUUUGUUUUCCAGUUUAAUAAAAUAUGGUUUCCUUUG